Messenger RNA from Ochotona princeps (American pika), 3829 nucleotides. It is a transcript of the gene STAG3, whose product is annotated as STAG3 cohesin complex component. Gene Ontology annotation, cellular component: nucleus; chromatin; cohesin complex. The record is from RefSeq and is a predicted model, not a curated record. Lineage: Eukaryota; Metazoa; Chordata; Mammalia; Lagomorpha; Ochotonidae. The transcript is spliced from 34 exons. Gene Ontology annotation, molecular function: chromatin binding. The coding region runs from base 146 to 3814 and encodes 1222 amino acids. Gene Ontology annotation, biological process: sister chromatid cohesion.
CUUCCGCCGUCGGAAGAAAAGUGUCGCGGGCCGCUGGGCCGGAGGGUGGAGGUAGCCGGAGACACCUGAAGGCCUCGAGGCGGUGACCCGUCCUCAAGCCUGCCCAGCGAGAAGUCACUCCGAGUCAUUUGGACACCCGAGCGCCAUGCCCACCCUGCGCUCAUCCUCCUCCUCCUCCUCCCCGCGCAGCGGUGUGGGAGGCGGCCCCCGCGCCCUGUCGGCUUCUCCCAGCUCCUCCAGCAGCCAGCCGCCAGACCCCGACCAGACUUUGCAGGGGAGCAGUGACUCUUUGUCAACUGAUGAAGGUAGUGAUUUUGAAGACAGUCUGAGACGCACUGUGAAGAAGAGAGCAGCAAAGCGACCACUCCGACUGACUCCAGUAGCCAAACAUCCAAAGAAGGGGUCCUAUGUGGUUCGUGGUCGUGGUCAGAAAGUGUCACAACCACCAGCCAAUGAUCUCUUUGAUGCUGUGAAAGCUGCCAGAGGUGAUAUGCAGUCUUUGGUGGACGAAUGGCUAGAGAGCUACAAGGAAGACCAGGAGUCAGGAUUCCUGGAGCUCAUCAACUUUUUCAUCAGAUCUUGUGGAUGUAAAGGCAUCGUGACCCCAGAGAUGUUCAAGAAGAUGUCCAAUUCAGAGAUGAUCCGACAUCUAACGGAGCAGUUUAAUGAGGACUCGGGGGAGUAUCCCCUGACCGCGCCAGGUCCAUCAUGGAAGCGGUUCCACGGAAGCUUCUGUGAGUUCGUGAAGGCAUUGGUCUACCAGUGCCAGUACAGUCUCCUCUAUGAUGGCUUCCCUAUGGACAACCUCAUCUCCAUACUCACGGGCCUCUCGGACUCCCAAGUCCGCGCCUUCCGUCAUACUAGCACCCUGGCUGCUAUGAAGCUGAUGACCUCCCUGGUAAGAGUUGCCCUCCAGUUGAGUCUGCACAAAGACAACAACCAGCGUCAGUAUGAUGCCGAACGCAACAAGGGUCCAGGGCAGAGGUCGCCUGAACGCCUGGAGAGCCUGCUGGAGAAGCGCAAAGAACUGCAGGAACACCAAGAGGACAUUGAGGGGAUGAUGAACGCCCUCUUCAGGGGUGUCUUUGUGCAUCGGUACAGGGAUGUCCUUCCUGAGAUCCGUGCUAUCUGCAUCGAGGAGAUUGGGUGUUGGAUGCAGACCUACAGUGCUUCUUUUCUCACUGACAGUUACUUAAAGUACAUUGGCUGGACCCUGCAUGAUAAGCACCGCGAAGUGCGUCUGAAGUGCCUGAAGGCGCUGAAGGGGCUGUACAGCAGCCGGGAUCUGACCGUGCGCCUGGAGCUCUUCACCAGCCGCUUCAAGGACCGGAUGGUUUCCAUGGUCAUGGACAGAGAGUACGAUGUGGCUGUGGAGGCCGUCAGAUUGCUAAUACUGAUCCUUAAGAACAUGGAGGGGAUCCUGACAGACGCGGACUGUGAGAGCAUCUACCCUGUUGUGUACGCCUCCAACCGAGCCCUGGCCUCUGCUGCUGGGGAGUUCCUCUACUGGAAGCUCUUCUACCCUGAGUGUGAGGUGAGCCAGCUGAACGUCAGAGAACGACACCGAAGUCCACGUGCCCAGAGGACUUUCUUCCAUCUUUUGCUGUCUUUCUUUGUGGAGAGUGAGCUUCAUGACCAUGCUACCUACUUAGUGGACAGCCUGUGGGACUGUGCAGGGUCCCACCUGAAGGACUGGGAGACUUUAACAAGCCUGCUGCUGGAGAAGGACCAAAGUCUAGGCGACGUGCAGGAGAGUACGCUGAUAGAAAUCCUUGUGUCCAGUGCCCGGCAGGCUUCCGAGGGUCUCCCACCUGUGGGGCGGGUCAGUGGAAAGAAGGGCCUGACGGCGAAAGAGCGUAAGCUCCAGGCUGAUGACAAGGUGAAGUUGACAGAACACCUCAUCCCUCUGCUGCCUCAGCUCCUGGCCAAGUUCUCAGCGGACGCAGAGAAAGUCACUCCCCUGCUCCAGCUUCUCAGUUAUUUUGACCUCAGCAUCUACUGCACCAGGCGCCUGGAGAGGCAUCUGGAGCUGCUCUUAGAGCAGCUACAAGAGGUGGUGGUGAAGCACACAGAGUCAGCAGUGCUUGAGGCUGUCGCUCAUGCCCUCUACCUGCUCUGUAAUCCCGAGUUCACGUUCUUCAGCCGGGUGGACUUUGCCCGUAGCCAACUCAUGGAUCUGCUGACAGACCGCUUCCAGCAGGAGCUUGACGAACUGCUGCAGUCGUCCUUCCUUGAUGAGGAUGAGGUGUAUAGCCUGGCAGCCACUCUGAAGCGCCUCUCUGCCUUUUAUAAUGCUCACGACCUGACUCGCUGGGAGCUCUAUGAGCCGUGCUACCGACUCCUCCGGAAGGCUAUGGACACAGGAGAGGUUCCACACCAGGUGAUUCUGCCGGCCUUGACUCUUGUCUAUUUUUCCAUUCUCUGGACACUGACACACAUUUCUGCAUCAGGCACUUCCCAGAAGCAGCUGCUGAGUCUGAAGGGCAGGAUGGUGGCCUUCUGCGAGCUCUGCCAGAGCUGCCUCUCAGAUGUGGAUCCCGAGAUCCAGGAGCAGGCUUUUGUCUUACUAAGCGAUCUACUCCUCAUCUUUAGCCCUCAGAUGAUUGUCGGGGGACGUGAUUUCCUUAAACCCCUUGUCUUUCUUCCUGAAGCUACUCUGCAGUCUGAGCUAGCCAGCUUCCUCAUGGAUCAUGUCUUCAGCCAGCCAGGAGACCUGGGCAGUGGUCACUCCCAGGAGGAUCAUGUACAGAUAGAGCAGCUGCACCAACGGCGCCGCCUGCUGGCUGGGUUCUGCAAGCUGCUGCUCUAUGGGGUGCUGGAGAUGGAUGCAGCCUCAGAUGUUUUCAAACACUACAAUAAGUUCUACAAUGACUAUGGUGACAUCAUCAAGGAAACAUUAACUAGAGCAAGGCAGAUGGACCGAAGCCACUGUUCUCAAAUCCUGUUGCUGAGCCUCAAGCAGCUCUACACAGAACUGCUGCAGGAACAGGGGCCCCAGGGCCUGAGUGAGUCACCAGCCUUCAGCGAGAUGAGGGACCUGGCCCGGAGGUUUGCCUUGAGCUUUGGACCCCAGCAGCUGCAGAACCGUGACCUUGUGGUCAUGCUACACAAGGAAGGCAUCAAGUUCUCCUUGUCAGAGCUUCCUCCAGCUGGCUCCUCCAGUCAGCCCCCAAAUCUGGCAUUCCUGGAACUCCUCUCAGAAUUUUCCCCCCGGCUGUUCCAUCAGGACAAGCAGUUGCUACUGUCCUAUCUGAAGAAGUGUCUGCAGCGUGUCUCCCAGACUUCUGCGCAUCCCUGGGGUCCAGUCUCCACCUACUGCCACUCCCUCAGCCCGGCAGAGAGCGUGUCUGAGGCCAGCCCCCGGGGCCAUCCCCACCCCAAGAAGAGGCGCAUUGAAGGCCCCUCCAAACACAACAGGGAGGAUGUCUCUUCCCAGGAAGAAAGCCUGCAGCUGACCAGCAUCCCACCCACGCCCACCCUCACCUCCACAGCUGUGAAGCGUGGAAAAGGCCUGACAGGGUUAGAAGAAGUCGAAGGUGGCAGCUCAGAAUCAGAGUUUUCCCAGGGCCAGCUCCUGCCACGCAGCCAGAGGUCAGGGGUCCUGAGCCCACACAAGCCUUCACAUCCUGGUCUGGGCAGCCGGCUGACCCGACUCAGCCUCAUGGAGGAGGACGAAGAGGAAGGAUUGAACAUUCCGGAUGAGUCCAGUGAAGAGAGGCAGGACAGAGACAAGCCACCAGUUGGGCGCGCUUCCCCCAGUGAUGCCUGGAUGGACCUGUUAAAUACUGCAGAGGUGAUCUUCGAGGAGUUGUGACCUGACUCUGGGACC